Phytomonas sp. Hart1 is the source of this 420-nucleotide messenger RNA. Lineage: Eukaryota; Euglenozoa; Kinetoplastea; Trypanosomatida; Trypanosomatidae. The record is from the annotation of a GenBank genome assembly.
AUGCGUGUCACACAAGGAGGGUUUGUCGAGCUUUACCACCACGAUGUCAACGCCACAGGGUUGUUCAGCUCAAGCGUCGACAGCGAGGAAGAGGGGAGAAAGGAAAAGGUGGAAAAUAUGCGGGCUACAACCCCCGUUAACUGUGGAUCCUCCAUAGACAAUGAGGAAGGCGCGGAAGAUAGCUGUUUGGUUCUUCGGUCUCGUCAACAAACGGCUAAGCUUCAUGGGGAUCACGUGCAGGAAGAGGGAGAUGAGUUGUAUCCCUCUACAGGCAGCUUUUCUUGUACUACAGGUACCUCGUCGUCCAUAGCCCUCGCGGGUAAGCUAGAGGACCUCGGCGAAGUGUAUGAUUGGGAAGAUAUAAAUGAUCGAAUUGGCGAGUGCGGCGAGAAUGAGAUGAUUUUAGUCUUCUCAGUGUAA